Caenorhabditis remanei is the source of this 258-nucleotide messenger RNA. RefSeq lists its product as uncharacterized. The coding region runs from base 1 to 258 and encodes 85 amino acids. Lineage: Eukaryota; Metazoa; Nematoda; Chromadorea; Rhabditida; Rhabditidae. The transcript is spliced from 3 exons. The record is from RefSeq and is a predicted model, not a curated record.
AUGGAAUCUUGUAGAAAUCUCACAUUCGGAUCAUUGGUGACCAUUGAUAAUGCUAUUGACAACAGAGCUCUGAUUAACUUAGCCACUGCUCAAAACACAACAAGACCUAUUUGGAUAGGAUUGGAAUGUUACGGUUUUCCGUGCUACUGGUUGGAUCAGGGUGGAACAAACUACAGUAACUUUGCAAGCGGGAAUCCACAACCUGAUGUUGGAGGGGAUGUAUACAUGUUGACAUCUGGAAGAUCUAUUGGGAAAUAG